AUGGCUAAACACAUGAUUUGGUUCGCAUUAUCAUUGAUGAUUUCAGUAUCAACAGUUCUGUUAUCAAAACAAGGCGUCAAUGCACAAACAAACUGUCAAGAUGUAAUCACAAAGUUGAUCACUUGUGAGUCGUUCAUUUUUGGAUACUCUGAUGAGCCUAGCCCACAAUGUUGUUCUAGUGCACAAGAUUUGGUUCGAGCUGCAAAUGCUUCAAGAGAUGUUCUUAGGGUUACUUGUCGGUGCCUUAAGACUGCGGUCCAAUCGUUCCCAGUUGACUUUUCUAAUGCAGCCCGGAUCACCUCCUUGUGCCACCUCAACCUCAGUAUCCCAAUCGAUCCUUCUGUCAACUGCGAUUCGUUAUGA
Molecule: messenger RNA, 363 nt
Organism: Lactuca virosa
Lineage: Eukaryota; Viridiplantae; Streptophyta; Magnoliopsida; Asterales; Asteraceae
Source: the annotation of a GenBank genome assembly